AGUGUAAGCAGCUCCUCCUCCAUCGCCACGGCGAAGCGAAGAAGCCGCGCGCAAUCGUAGAUCCCCCUCGCAGCGAAGGAGCUGCAGAGGAUUAUCCUGCCCUUCCUUGCUUUGCUUGCUCUCUCGCUGCGAUCACUCCCCUUCCCCUCUCUUCUCUUCGUUUUGGGCUUAGUAUACUGCUGCUACAGGGCGCGUUUCUUCAGUUUAUCCCUUCCUCAGAACGUCACUAUGAUUCUGUCGGUUUGUUUUCUUGCACAGUGGAGGGGGUCAGAAUCGGCGACAAUCAAGUGAGGAGGGAAUAAUGGAUACCACGGUUGUGUUUGGAGCAGGAGCUGGAAUGUAUGAAGGCGGAUUGGCGUUUGAAAGAGUAGAGGAGGCAUAGGAGGAGAGCUGGUAAGGUGUGGUUUAGGGUUUAGUGCGUUGUGCUGCCUGUUUGCGCUGUGCGGGGUUGAAGAGUGGCAGAAUACCUCCCGAUGUGAGGUUUCAAGAGGAGGAGUGGAUUUGUUACGUGCGCAGGAUGAUUUGCAGGGAGGGGGGUUUAGGGGAUUAGGAUCAGUCGGGAGAAUGGCACAAUGGGGGUGUGAUAUGAAAUUUGAGAUAGGGGCGUUAGGAAAGUUGUAAAUGAAGCCGGUGCACUUAUGCUUAGGUUUCAAAGAAGCUUGAAAUGAGACAACUGAGGUUUUGACGUUGUCAGUUUCAGUAAUCGUAUCGUGGACUGGUAAUCUAGACAUUCCGCUAUCACAGGUGUGUUUUUCCAUGUUGAGGAGGAGCAUACGUUUAGCGAGGAGUCAUGGCAGCCAAAACUAACCGGGAAAAGGAGAAAGGGGCUAAGAAGACUCCUUCGAAGGGUGACUCAGGAGGUGCAGGUGGUAAUCCAGACUGUGCUGGAGUUAGUUCCUCCAAGGGGGGCGAUGAAUUUGCCCGGGCCGUUGCCAACACAGCAGUGGCUCAGGUUUGUGAAGGAUUAGGGUUUCAUGCCAUACAGCGGACGGCUGUGGAAACUCUGGCGGACAUAGCAUUGCGGUACCUCAGUGACUUGGGCAAAGCCGCCCACUUCUAUGCGAAUUUAUCCGGUCGAAUGCAGUGUAACGCCUUCGAUGUUAUCCUUGCAUUGGAAGAUAUGGCCCCCGGGGCCGCUGUGGACACAUCUACUCGCUGUCUUGCAAAUUCAAGUGCUCUUCGUGACGUCAUGCGCUAUGUGGAAUACGCUGAAGAAAUCCCAUUCGCCAGGCCUGUUCCUCGGUUUCCUGUUCAGAAGAAAAGGACGCCGCCCCCGACGUUUGCUCAGCUGGGAGAGGAGCCUCCAUUUCCCCACAUCCCAAGGUGGUUACCUGCGUUCCCCGACCCCCAUACCUACCAAUCUACUCCUGUGUGGGUAGAUCGGAAGAGCGACCCUCGCAUGGAUAAGCUAGAGUUGGCGAGGCAACGGCGGAAGGCUGAACGGUCCCUUUUCUCUCUUCACCUUCGUCUAUCAGCUGCGGGUGCUCCUCUGGAUGGCCCAUCCCCAGCUGGAGGAACGGCUACCACUCCUCCAGCUGGCCGCACAAUUCCAAAGAAUGCAAUUGCAGGACAUGUGACUAAUGGUACUGAUGCUCAAGCCCCCACAAGGCAGCAGUGGCCUGCAAAAGAGCCGGAAGGUGCUUUAGUGAAGGCCGGAUCAGAAGCUUCGGGGGGGAAGGGAAAAGCGAAGCGACCCAAUGCAGUGAAUCCGUUCUUGGCUCCACCAUUGCAAGCAGGAGAAAAAGAAGUAUCCCCGAUAACUCUCUCAGGAAGAAAUUUUGACAGGAAACAAGAAGUUAAUGGACAGACUGCUCUUCCAUCUGUUUUGGAUGCGUUUGCUCCCAUAUUGGAAGGUACCAUGGCUGCUCGAGAGCUUGAUGAAUCUGCUGUCAGAAGUCCAAGAGAACAAUUAGGGAGUGCAAUCCCGGGGGCAAAAGAGAGGAUGCCAGUUUCUUUAACGUUCGAUUUCGGGAGGAAGGCGCGUGCAAAGGCCGUAGCCGCUCAGCUGAGCCUGGGUAGAAGUCCUUCUCCCCCUCCCCCUCCUCCCUCGAAACGAGGGAAGGCUGGCGGGCCCGGUGUCAAGGAGGAAGAGAAAGAUGAGAAAAGGAAACGGGCAGAGCAGAUACUUGCUCAAGCUAUGGAUGAAACUGAAGAUAACACCCAUCAAACCUGAUGCUGACCAAGCUUAUUUUCCCGAGCUUAUUCACUGUUCCUGCGAAGGAUAAUGCCAGCAAACUUAAUGUAUUAGUGUCUGUUAAUUGGAGCAGAUGCACUUAAGAUUCAGGCGGAGUGAGAGGUUAUCUGUUCCCUAAAAGAACAGUUCUGAUCAUGAAAAUUUUCCUGCCAUGUUCAUCUCCCAAUUCGUACCUAGCCUGGGGACAUUUUCAGUGGCUGUUGAAUGAUGUUAGCUUCUUCAGUGUUUUUGGGAUACCGGUAACCUGUGAUGGGAUUCCCGGCAGCAAUGACCUUGUGAAGGGGUUAGAAAGAGACUCUGCAAGACUCUUAGAAUUGGGUGGUUGUGCGUAAAGGCGAUUGCAGAAGUCUUUCAAUGGAUGUGGCAUCGAACUUGGUGAGUUCUGCUAAACUCGAGGUUGCACCGGAUACCAGUCCCCAAACUGCAACAAAUUUAUUUGUAGAGAAUUGGUUCAAAAGACACUUCUUGAGCCUGUCUUGGAUAUAUUUUGUUGGCUUUUAUACUUUGAGGUGUCAUUUAGGGACUUCAUCUGGCUUUGAGUGUAGAAGAUUGUUUCCGUAUUCUGUACUUCGAAUGUUAUAUCCCCUUCACUUCUGCUUUUCGUGGCGGGACUUUAAGGAGGUUUUGAAUUGAAACCCUAAUCUUGUAAAUCGAUGUACGAGUAAAUUUUCGGAAAUUUCAUGGAACUGGUUUUA
Messenger RNA from Physcomitrium patens, 2889 nucleotides. RefSeq lists its product as uncharacterized. Gene Ontology annotation, molecular function: protein heterodimerization activity. Gene Ontology annotation, cellular component: transcription factor TFIID complex. The record is from RefSeq and is a predicted model, not a curated record. Lineage: Eukaryota; Viridiplantae; Streptophyta; Bryopsida; Funariales; Funariaceae.